AUGUCCACCUCCGGGAACCCAAGAAAGACAUCCGACAACACGAAUUAUACCGUGAUGAUGCCUCCGACGCCGGACAACCAACCGGGAGCCGGUAAUAAUGUGAACGCGAGCGGGGACAAGCCGGACGGGCCGGUUUCGAGGUUCCGCGGGGAGCAGCGGAUGAGGAACGGCGGUGCCGAGGAGGGGGGCGGCGGGGGAGGGAGCGGGAAGGGGACGGCGGGGGUGAAUAAGAGCAAUAACAAGUCGAUGUUGAUGAGGGCCCAAACGGGGGACUUUGAUCACAACCGUUGGCUGUUUGAAUCCAAAGGGAAAUAUGGGAUUGGGAAUGCGUAUUGGCAAGAUGAGGAUUCGUAUGAUCAUGAUACCGGGAUGUCCAUGUCGGAUUUCAUGGAUAAGCCAUGGAAACCGAUUACCCGGAAAGUGCAGAUUUCCGGCGGAAUCAUUAGCCCCUACAGAGUACUCAUAGCGAUCCGGUUGGUAGCUCUGUUUCUCUUUCUAACAUGGCGGAUUCAGAAUCCGAAUCGUGAUGCGAUGUGGUUAUGGGCGAUAUCUAUCGUCUGCGAAUUAUGGUUUGCGUUUUCAUGGAUUCUUGAUAUAUUUCCGAAGGUGAAUCCGAUAGACCGGACAGCCGAUUUGAAUGCCCUGAAGGAAAAGUUCGAAACGGUAUCUCCGACCAACCCAAAUGGUCGCUCCGACCUCCCGGGGAUGGACAUUUUCAUUUCCACGGCGGACCCGGAGAAAGAGCCGCCGCUUGUCACCGCCAACACUAUCCUUUCCAUCAUGGCCUGUCAAUACCCCGUGGAGAAACUCUUCGUUUACAUCUCCGACGACGGCGGCGCCAUCCUUACGUUCGAGGCCAUGGCGGAGGCGGUGGAGUUCGCCAAGGUUUGGGUGCCUUUCUGCCGAAAGCACAAUAUUGAACCCCGGAAUCCGGACAGUUACUUCGCCCAGAAAAGCGAUCCCACCAGACACAAGAAGCGCCAUGAUUUCGUCAAGGAUCGGCGGUGGAUCAAGCGAGAGUACGACGAGUUCAAGGUGCGGAUCAACGGCUUGCCGGAGGUGAUCAAGAAACGGUGCGCCAUGCACAACAGGAAGGAAGAAAUGAAGGAAAAGGCGGCGGUGAAGGAGAAGAACGGCGGCGUAAUUCCUCCCGGCGAGACCAUUGAAUACGAAAAGGCUACAUGGAUGGCGGAUUCCACACACUGGCCAGGGACAUGGUUUGAUCCAAUAGCCGAUCACAAAAAGGGAGAUCACGCCGGAAUUUUACAGAUAAUGAGCAAGAUCCCGGAGUACGAUCCUGUAAUGGGGGAAGCCGAUGAGAAGAAGCUAGACUUCACCGGCAUAGACAUCCGGCUUCCGAUGUUCGCCUACGUUUCGCGAGAGAAACGCCCCGGCUACGACCAUAACAAGAAGGCGGGCGCCAUGAACGCGUUGGUGAGAGCUUCUGCUAUUCUUUCCAAUGGCCCAUUCAUUCUCAACCUGGAUUGCGACCAUUACGUAUACAACUCCAUGGCGCUUCGCGAGGGGAUAUGCUACAUGAUGGAUCGCGGUGGCGAUCGCAUCUGCUACCUCCAAUUCCCGCAGAGAUUCGAAGGAAUUGAUCCGUCGGAUAGAUACGCGAAUCACAACACGGUGUUUUUCGACGGGAAUAUGAGAGCACUGGACGGGCUGCAAGGUCCGGUGUACGUGGGGACGGGGUGUAUGUUCCGGCGGUACGCACUGUAUGGGUUUAACCCGCCGCGACCGAGAGAGUAUUGGGGGAUUUUUGGACAGAAUAAGAAGAAAUGGGGUGAGAAAGACGACGAUUCUGAGCCCCUAACUGACCAUCCCGACUUGGCAUUGCCGGAGAAGUUUGGAAAUUCCACCAUGUUCAAUGAAUCAAUCGCGGUUGCUGAGUUUCAAGGACGGCCGCUUGCCGAUCACGUCUCCGUCAAGAACGGCCGCCCUCCUGGGGCGUUGCUUGCUCCUCGAACUCCCCUUGAUGCGCCAACUGUAGCUGAGGCCAUCGCGGUUGUGUCUUGUUGGUUCGAGGACAAAACUGAAUGGGGAGACAGAGUAGGGUGGAUUUACGGAUCAGUGACGGAGGAUGUGGUGACAGGUUACCGGAUGCACAACCGCGGCUGGCGAUCUAUAUACUGCAUCACCAAGCGGGACGCUUUUCGCGGCACUGCUCCGAUCAAUCUCACCGACCGUCUGCAUCAAGUCCUCCGGUGGGCAACGGGCUCCGUGGAGAUCUUCUUCUCCCGAAACAACCCCGCUCUAGCCAGCCGCCGCCUCAAGUUCCUCCAGCGAAUCGCCUACUUCAACGUCGGCGUCUACCCCUUCACCUCCAUCUUCCUCGUCGUCUACUGCUUCAUCCCCGCCAUGUGCAACUUCACCGGCCAGUUCAUCGUCCAGACCUUAGACGCCGAGUUCCUUUGCUAUCUCCUCAUCAUCACCGUCACGCUCAUGCUCAUCUCCCUCCUGGAAGUCAAGUGGGCGCGCAUCGGCCUGGAGGAGCUCUGGAGAAACGAGCAGUUCUGGCUCAUCGGCGGCACCAGCGCCCACCUGGCGGCGGUGCUGCAAGGCCUGCUGAAAGUCAUAGCCGGGAUCGAGAUCUCAUUCACGCUCACCUCCAAAUCUGCGGCGGAGGAUGAAGACGACAUAUACGCUGACCUUUACGUGGUGAAAUGGACCAGUCUUUUCAUCAUGCCAUUAACCAUCCUGGUGGUGAACAUCUUCGCGCUGGUGAUUGGGUGUUCCAGGCAGAUCUACAGCGUGAUUCCGCAGUGGAAUAAGCUGUUUGGCGGCGCGUUCUUCAGCUUCUGGGUGCUGGCUCAUCUCUAUCCUUUUGCUAAAGGGCUGAUGGGGAGAAAAGGGAAAGUUCCCACCAUUGUUUAUGUCUGGACUGGGCUGCUUUCCAUCACAACUUCUCUGCUAUGGAUUUCUGUCAAUCCUCCUCAGGACCCUCGUGCCGCCGCUUCCAACGAGGAUUAAUGUCACAACCAACUCAUUUCCAACAACUCAUUCUUCUCAUCUUCACAUUACCU
This is a messenger RNA of Ipomoea nil (Japanese morning glory), 3029 nucleotides long. Its product is annotated as cellulose synthase-like protein D1. Lineage: Eukaryota; Viridiplantae; Streptophyta; Magnoliopsida; Solanales; Convolvulaceae. Gene Ontology annotation, biological process: cellulose biosynthetic process; plant-type primary cell wall biogenesis. The transcript has 2 exons. The coding region runs from base 1 to 2976 and encodes 991 amino acids. The record is from RefSeq and is a predicted model, not a curated record. Gene Ontology annotation, molecular function: cellulose synthase (UDP-forming) activity; mannan synthase activity. Gene Ontology annotation, cellular component: plasma membrane; trans-Golgi network.